AUGCGGAUCAUGCGUCCUGCUUCCCUUCGCGGUCCCUUCGCGGUUAACGGCUAUUCGCCAUGCCAGGACGCCACUUGCGGCGACAUGGUGAACCUGCAAACCCAUAGCGCAUCAGACGCCCUUGCCUCAGCAACCUCUUUGGCCCCGGGGACGACAUUUGAUCCCCAACUGCCAGACACAAGCGUCCUGGCUGCUCAAGGCUUUGUACUCGCGCUGACAGCCGUAGCCGCGGGGUACUGGUGGCUUGUGGUUGUGCCUUCAGAGCGCGCUGCGUUAGGUCGCAGUAAGCGGCUAGGGCCGCUUAACACCUACCUCCAGGAGCUGGAGGGGCCGGAAGCUACACAGGAGCGAUGUCUGGACAACCCGAUCGUGGCCACAGGGGUGCUGUUGCUGCUGGCAUCGGCGGCAGGGGUCCUGCAGCAGCAACUGCUGCGAUAG
Molecule: messenger RNA, 438 nt
Organism: Volvox carteri f. nagariensis
Lineage: Eukaryota; Viridiplantae; Chlorophyta; Chlorophyceae; Chlamydomonadales; Volvocaceae
Exons: 2
Coding region: 1-438 (145 amino acids)
Source: RefSeq, a predicted model, not a curated record